Messenger RNA from Triticum urartu, 1347 nucleotides. It is a transcript of the gene HSA32, whose product is annotated as Aldolase-type TIM barrel family protein. The record is from RefSeq and is a predicted model, not a curated record. NCBI's taxonomy places the organism in Eukaryota, Viridiplantae, Streptophyta, Magnoliopsida, Poales, Poaceae.
CCUGUCUUCUCCCGUCGGUCCUGCCGCUCUUUAUCGGUCCACCGAUCAUCAUCAGCAGAAGACAGAGAGAGAGAGAGAGAGAGAGAGACGAUGAGGGGGUGGAGAGAGGAGGUGGUGGCGCUGUCGCUGGAGGCGCACGGCCCCGGCGACGACCGGCCGGAGAAGCCGCGCCGCUACGGGGUCACGGAGAUGAGGAGCCCCUGCUACACCUUCCGCCCCGCCCACCACGCGCUCCAGGAAAUUUUGGAUAAUAUCGGCCCUUUUGUUGACGGUCUGAAGUUUUCCGGCGGAUCUCAUAGUUUGAUGGGAAAGGAACUGAUCAGAGAGAUCACUGAUUUGGCGCACAAGCAUGACAUGUAUGUGAGCACUGGUGACUGGGCAGAGCAUCUUCUGCGCCAGGGACCCUCUUCCUUCAAGCAAUAUGUAGAGGAAUGCAAAGAGUUGGGAUUCGACACCAUUGAGCUCAACGCUGGAUCUCUCAAGCUCCCUGAAGAGGCUAUCCUGAGACUAGUCCGCCUCAUAAAGAACACUGGUCUGCGAGCCAAGCCCCUGUUUUCAGUGAAGUUCGACAGCUCUGAUAUCCCUGCGGCUGGUGAUAGGGCGUUUGGGGCUUACAUAGCUCCAGUGAAGCAGAGCUCAGAAAGAGUCGAAGACAUUGACCUGCUGAUCAGGAGGGCCGAGAGAUGCCUGGAGGCAGGUGCAGAUAUGAUCAUGAUCGACGCCGACGACGUGUGCCAGCACGCGGACUCUCUCAGGGCGGACCUCAUCGCGAAGAUCGUCGGCCGGCUCGGGCUGGAGAGAACCAUGUUCGAGACGUCCGGUGCCAACACCUCCGAGUGGUUCGUCAAACGAUACGGCCCGCGGGUGAACCUCUUCGCCGACCACUCCGAGGUGAUGAACCUGGAGCGCCUCCGGGGCUUGGACGUGCGCAGGAGCGUCCGGCCCCUGCUCCCUUCGCCGUUCUUCCUGAUGUGAUGACGGCCUUCCUGAGCUCUGACAUGAGCCUCAGCUGAGACCCAAGCGAGAAGUGUUGAUGGAGUUGAGUUCCUACUGGCUACUGCCGUGAGUUGUGUGAAGUGUUACUGAGAACCUAAGCACUGUUGAUGGAGUUGUGAGUUGUGGAGCCGAGGCAGCGUGUUGGUAGCAGGUAGCAAUAAGGCGAGAACUUGUGUGUGUGCGUAAAUUGUACUCGGAGCAACUAGUACAACUUGUUUCGUAUGUACUCUUUCCGUUCUAAAAUAGAUGACUCAACUUUAUACUAACUUUAGUAUAGAGUUAGUAUAAAUUUGGGUCAUCUAUUUCGGAACGGAGGGAGUAUGUGUGAAUGUGAUGAUCCAUGUAGAGCAA